This is a messenger RNA of Salarias fasciatus (jewelled blenny), 695 nucleotides long. RefSeq lists its product as uncharacterized. Bases 1 to 654 code for a protein of 217 amino acids. The transcript has 4 exons. Gene Ontology annotation, biological process: spermatogenesis. The record is from RefSeq and is a predicted model, not a curated record. Lineage: Eukaryota; Metazoa; Chordata; Actinopteri; Blenniiformes; Blenniidae.
AUGAACCCGAUGUGGAAGGUUUACAGGAGCAAGGUGAUGAAGACCCUCAACCCUGAGUAUGAGGAGGACGCUGUGGAUGAGGUCUCAGAUGUUGAGAACGAUAUGAGUCCAGUGCAGGAGGACGAGGGGCCGAGUGCUGUGUCCCAAAUGGCCAGGAAAAUGCAGGGGGCUGGGGCUAAAAGCUGGAACCGGCUAUCAGCUCUCUUCAACAAAGAUGAUGAGCAUCAGCUUCUGGAGGAGACUGAGAGUCCGCCUGUCGCCGACCAUCCACUUGCAGUGAAGCCGGAGGAGCCACCUCGGCCCAACAGGCGCUCGGGAUUCUGGGAUAGCUUUGCAACCAACUGGGCUGCCAAGAAGCAGGCCGAGGCCGCGGCCAACGCCGCCGCCGCCGCCGCGACGAACGAGGUCACGGAGGAGCAGGGCGAGGAGGCGGUGACGGAGGCCGGAGGAGGGGAGGGUCAGGACGGGCAGGUCGCCGAGGGAGAGGAGAGCGAAGGAGGAGGAGGAGGAGGAGGAGGAGGAGGAAGGAGCAACAACAGCUUCUCCAAGUACGUCUCGCUGGGAGGAGGCGGCGAGGAGGCAGCCUUCAAAUGGAACUUUGUUACCAGCAAGCUGGCAGAGCUGAAGACCAAAAGCAUGACCAAGACCAACUAGAGCGUCACGCAGGAGACCCGACGAAGACGUCCAGAUCUGCA